AUGAGGGAACUCAAAGACUACGCUGCAAGAAGAUUGAUGGUAAUGGCACCAGGAUUGUUUGUUCAAGCUGUUCGGGUAACGAACAGAUUAGCAGAAGCGAUAGGACAUAACUACGAACAAAUGGAAGCCGAGAAGGGGGCGGAAACAGAGCGAAAGAAGGCUAUCAUAGAAGAUGAGCUGAAGGCACAGGUUGCAGCUACCAUGCACAAGCAAGUGACAAGUUAUUCUGCUGAGGAAACCGACUUUCAAUUGCAGCCAAUUCACAUUACAUUCAAUUUUUGCAAAGUAAUUUCACAGUCCUCGGAGAAAGCAAAGGCUGACACAGAAUUUUACCGCGCACAAAGGGAGGCCGAGGCAAAUCAGUUGCUGCUGACGCCGUGA
Cylicocyclus nassatus is the source of this 381-nucleotide messenger RNA. The record is from the annotation of a GenBank genome assembly. Lineage: Eukaryota; Metazoa; Nematoda; Chromadorea; Rhabditida; Strongylidae.